Populus trichocarpa (black cottonwood) is the source of this 1170-nucleotide messenger RNA. RefSeq names its product gamma-interferon-responsive lysosomal thiol protein. The transcript has 5 exons. The coding region runs from base 223 to 990 and encodes 255 amino acids. The record is from RefSeq and is a predicted model, not a curated record. NCBI's taxonomy places the organism in Eukaryota, Viridiplantae, Streptophyta, Magnoliopsida, Malpighiales, Salicaceae. Gene Ontology annotation, molecular function: oxidoreductase activity, acting on a sulfur group of donors, disulfide as acceptor.
GACUGUGCUGGCAGCGUAUUGUGUGGUGGCAGAGUCAGCUGACAUUAACCUGUAAAAUCCAUCAUUUUUGUUUCCUUGAAAAAUCGUCUUAGAAUAUACUCUAUCUGCUCCAAGUUAUCCUCAUCUUCACUUUCAAAUAACGUCGUAACCACCUAAUCUCUCUUCCUCUUCUUCAAAUUAAAGCAAACAAUAAUUAAUUAAAAAAAUCAUAAACUUUCAGUGAUGGCUUCUCGUCUAACAACCACCGCCCUCUCUUUCCUCACUUACCUCUCGAUUCUCUUCUCCUUCUCUUCAUCUACAACAAUUCUCCCUUCAAAUUCUGAUAAAGUUUCCCUGGCACUAUACUAUGAAUCUCUCUGUCCAUACAGUGCCAAUUUCAUAGUGAAUUACCUUGACAAGCUCGUUGAAGAUGACGAUCUUCUCUCCAUCGUUGAUCUCUACCUCUCUCCUUGGGGCAAUGCCAAAAUCAGAGGAAAUGACACCUUUGUUUGCCAGCAUGGUCCAUAUGAAUGUUUAUUGAAUACAGUGGAAGCUUGUGCAAUUCAUGCUUGGCCUAAAUUGGAAGACCAUUUUCCUUUUGUUUACUGUGUUGAGAAAUUGGUUUAUGAGAGAAAGUACCCAGAAUGGGAGUCAUGCUUCGAAGAAUUGGGUUUGGAUCCAAAGCGUGUUUCCGAGUGCUAUACUGGUGGAUAUGGCAAUGAGCUUGAAUUAGAGUAUGCUGCUGAAACAAAUGCCCUUCAGCCUCCACAUAAAUAUGUGCCAUGGGUGGUGGUGGAUGGACAGCCAAUUUAUGAGGACUACGAGGACUUCAUAAAUUACAUCUGCAAGGCCUACAAAGGCACUGCCACACCCAAAGCUUGCAGCAACCAAUCUCGCCAUUCCAUCCCAAGGGCAAAAGCAAAAUCAAUCCCUCCAGUUUGCUACAGAGAUACGAUUGUAUCAACAUUAUUGGAAUCAGUAAGAUCAGCAACAUCAUUGUGGAUGCAGUAGAUGAAGAUCCGGGCUGCUUAUGCAUCUUGAUUUUAUUUACUUUCCGAGUUUGAUUCCCUUGUUGUUGGCAUUGUAGUAAUGAUGUCAAAUUAGCAGUACUCAGGCGCAUGUCUAAAGCUGUUUCCCCCCCUUUUCUCGACUGAGCAUUAUCUAUCUAUAGUCAUCUACUACUUGAUAACA